Messenger RNA from Penaeus vannamei (Pacific white shrimp), 4403 nucleotides. Lineage: Eukaryota; Metazoa; Arthropoda; Malacostraca; Decapoda; Penaeidae. The record is from RefSeq and is a predicted model, not a curated record.
AUUAAAGACACUACCAAGUUCUCAAGAGGCAGAGGGGAAGAAGAAGAAAAAAGGGAAGAAAAAAGCUAAAGAAGAAGAAGAGUCAGUGAGUGAGACAGUGAAGGAGAAAAGGAAGAGGAAUGCAAGUCCUGAUGUUCUGCCCCCACAGAGGAGAGAGGAAAGGAGGGAAAGAAGAAUAAAGCUAGAGGAUGUAAUAAGCACAUCUGAAGGUGAUUCCAAUGAUAGAGAAGGAACCCUGAGGAAGCGGAAAAGAGCAUCAACUGCAGAAGAGGAGAGUUCCAUUGAAGAAAGUAGAGGGAGAAGAAAAAGUAAAAGAAGUAAAUUCUCAAAACUUGAAACAAAUUUCUGUGAUGUAAAUGAAAGUAAAAAACAUGGCAUUAGUAAUAGAGACUUGUUAACUGAAUCAGAGAGUGAAAGUGAACAGCUAAUGAUUCUUGGAAGAACAAGAAAUGAUCCAUAUUUGGUAGGUGGAAGCUUUCGAGGGAAAAGCAGAAAGGAUACAUCCAGUUUGCAGUCAAGUGGAAGGAGCAAUGACUUUGAAAAAGGAACAGACAUAAAGUGGAAAAAGAAAACAAAAGUAAUUGAAGAGUUUGAGAUAGACGGAGAUGAGUUACAAGAGUUAUACAGUAAAAAAGGAACAAAAGGUCAGCAAAUUGAAUUUGGGUUUGAAGAGAGUAGGGGUAGUAAGAGAAAUAGAUUUCAAAACUUGGCUGUAGAUUAUGAGUUAGGGAAAUCAAGAUCCAAGAAGAAAUCAGGUGAAAGAGAUAAUAUCAUUGAAAAACAGAAGGAACUUGAACGUAGAUAUUUGGAAGACAAAAAGUCUCAGGUAAAAGUUGUAUCCACAAGUACUGUUAUUAACUUGCUAAGUGAUGAUUCUUUGGAUGAUGCAUCCACUGAUAAAAGUGAAAAAACUCUUGGUGAAAGAUUAUCAAAUAUCAGAUCAUAUGAACAAGAUGAUGGGCCUCAUGCAGCUGAUUCAGUGACUGAUCCUUCUGCAUGCUUUGAGCCAUGUGGCCCACUUAAAACAGGAAAGAAAAAAAGAAUAAGAAAACACAAGAAAAAGAAACGUAAUGAACAGCAGAGUGUAGUAGAAAAUGAUACUCCAUAUGGGAAUAUAGCCGAGAAGUCAGUAUUUGAUAGAGACGUAGCAUACAAUUUUCCAUUUGAAAAACCCAGAAGUACAAAACAAGGAAUGCAACUUGUUGUAAAUCAGGGUAAACAUGUGUUUUUUGAAAGUGAAGAUGAAAUAGUUUCCAGUAAUGAAAGGGGAAGGAGCAGUUCUGCUCAUGAUGUUGAGGUUGUUGCAACUGCUUCCAAUAUAUUUAGAAAAGAGUCUCAGCAUUCAGAGCAAAGCAGUAGGAAGGAAAGCUUUAGACAGACUCGUCAAAGAUUGACAGAACCAGUUGUUGUUGAAAUUGAAGGAGAAUCUACACUACCUAGCAGUUCAUCAGUUUUUGCACCAAGUAGAUAUCAAACACAAAGGAGACAAAUUCCUAGCUUUAGUGACAGGCAGGUUAAGAAACACAAAAACAAUGAUUCAGAUACAUUGUACCCAGGGCAGAAUAUUGGAGAAGUACACCUAGGAGAAAAAUUUAAAUAUUCUACACCAGUCAUGAAGAAAAAACCACCAGUACAAGUCCAAGAUGAUGAAUGUGUACAGAUGCUACACUCAGAAGAUUAUCCAUCAGUUGAUAACAAGGCCAUUUCCCAUCCAUCUCAGCCAAGCGAUGACACUGAUGAUUUAGCCACCUUCAAAAGAAUGUGUGAAAAUACUAAUCUCAUGGUUGUAAAGGUUGAUCCAAGAAGGAGACUUAAAGCUAAGCCUCAAGAAAGAGAAACAAACAAGACAGGUAACACACUAAACCUUGGUCCACCAAGUCCUUCAGACCAUUCUACAGUAGAUGUAACUGAAGAAAGUAGACAGACCUUCCAUAAUCUGACAGUGAUUGAAAACAGGGAUAUGCCUUUAAUCAUUCCAAGAUCUCGAAGGUCACUGCGAGGUUCUGAAGAAAAGAGUCUAGGUGAGAGAAAAACAGAAUAUGCCAAUGCAGGAAAUAAUGUGGACCGAGAAGACUGCUCCCAGUCUGGGAAUGGCACAUGUACAGAGGUUCCUCAAUCUCUUGAUUCUAUCAAUUCAUUGCAAGACAGAAGAGACAGAAGUAAAAGUUGUGAUAUUAUUGAGAAUAAUAUGGAAAGAACACAACCGAACAAUCCCAGUAAUUCUAAUUCAAGCUCUAUGGAUACAAACAGUAAGUUAUCUCCAAAGAAGCCUGAAUUUGGAAUGCAUUCACAUUACAGAAAAAAGAAUAGGCCAAGGGUUUUUCAGUCUGUUGGUGCAGUUCUUGCCAAUCUUAAGUACUCAAGUGAGGAAGGCAGAGAACCAAUUGCUGAACCCACUACAGGUAGAGGAAAGGUUCAUGAGGCAGCUCUUGAGCAAAAUCUGUCACAGGCAGAAGUGCAUGCAUCAUAUCAGUCAUCUAAUCCACAUAAAGAUUUCAGUACAGAAAGCAAUGAUGUACUCAAGGAAAAUGUGAAGCAAACUGAUGGUUCUGGAGCUGUUGAUGAUGAUGAUGACAUUGUUCACUUGGAAAGUGAUGAAGAAGAGCAUGCUGUCCAAACUAGAGAUGUAGUACCUGAAACUUUAGAUGUUUAUGACAUCAUUGAGGAGAGAAGAGAGAGGAUGCAGGGAAUUGCAGAACUAGGAAAGUUAGGUGAUGUGCAAAAACAUCAAGAAAUGAUGUUCUCUGAACAGUUUAAGAAUAUUCCAGGUGGUGUCAUGGAAGGUAUUCCAGAAGGAUACAGAGGUUUUCCAGAAAUCUUAGCAAAGGUGCUAGGAGGAGGCAUUUCAGUGAAGCAGCUUGUUUCAGAGCAAGAGACCGUGUCACAUAGAGAGAAUGAGUGCAUUUCUAAAGAUAGUGUGAAAGAAAGGCUGGAGGUUACUCUUGAUGAUGAACAGAGUAAUCAGCAUGUUUUACAAAGUAGAGAAGAUACUUCAAAAAACAGAGUGCAUAAUGUGCCUGAGGAAGCCAAUGAUGUAGUGCCAGAGAACAGAGAAAAUUUGAUACUUGAAAGGAGAAAGAAUGAAGACUUGGGAGAAAUAUCUGAAGUUGUAUCAGGAGAGAUUAAGGAAAAAGGAGAGGAGGUUGUGUUAGAUGAGGUUCAUGAAGAAAAAAAGAGGUCCCCAUUAAAAGAUGAUUUGUGUAUUACAAAGGAAGUUCAAGAAAAAGUUGUGCAGAAAAUAGAGGAUGAAGAUAUCAAAGUGGUGGUUGAUGAUGAUACUAAUGUGCAAGGAGACCUGAAUAAUGACAGAGCUGUUGUGAAUGAAAAUGAUGACUGUAGAUCAGAGGUGAAGGUUUUACCAGAAACUGAAGAUUCUGCAAAGGGAAUGAAGGAUGAUAUGAAGAAGACUAAAAUGGAGAUGAUGUUGAGUCUGUGAAAAAGGGAGACAAAGACGAAGUGGCAGAUGUAGAAGAAGUUGACUUGACUUCCGAUGAUGAGGAGCAAGAUGACCUGAUCGAAGUGCUGGAUUGGCGUGACAUACAUGCUCCAAGGCUUCUGUAUCCUUAAAAGGGAUUACUGUCAUUAUUUUUAUUAUUUAUUUUAUUAUCAUAAUUGUUAUCUAUUAUCAUCAUGGGAAUGAUUAUACUUUUCAUUUAUAAUGUUUAUAUACAGAAUUUUUAUUUGGCUUGUUCCAAAAGUAAUGAUAGACAUUAGAUUGCUUAAUUUUGUAUGUAUUAUGAUUGCCCUCAUAUGGAGGGUUUAAAAGAACAUUAUGGUUCAUGUGAAUAGUUGAUAUUAAAUAAGUCAGCUUGUAUUUGUAGUGCAAAGUUAUAUUCCUUUUGCUUAAAACAACUGUAAUGUAAUUCAGUGCAAUUAUUUUUUAUUUUAUUCUAUUUCAUUUUUACAAAGAUGAUGGAACUCAUCUGUGACUUUUUGUGAUUCAGGUGACUGAAGGUUAUUUUUAAAAACCUUUAUUUUUUAUCUUUAUAAAAGAUAGAUGCAUAUUUUGAGGGUGAUUGGUAUAUGAUAUUAUACAUGCAGUGUUUUUAGUUAUGAAUGAUAGCUGAUGUCUGCUACUUGAACUGUAUCAGUUGAAAGAAAUCUGAAUGUUUUUGUUUUAUUCUUCUAUAGGAUAUUGUGAAUGAAAGUUAUUUAGUAUCAUUAUCUUACUAGUUUAUAACAGUAAGUAGGAUGUGACUUAUUUUUGGUGAAAGUGAAGUAAAACAACUUACUGUCUAGGUGUCAGACUUAAGAAGCCAAAUUUAUGCCAACUGUUUUAGGACAUUGUAUAAUUGUUGCUUUUUCUCCUACCUAUGAAAUCUGAUGCAACAUCACCAAAGAAAUAAAAAUCUGCAACCUUCCAUUUAUGUUUAAUAAAACCUUAAAUAAAGUUGUCAUGGUAA